This is a messenger RNA of Orbilia oligospora ATCC 24927, 633 nucleotides long. RefSeq lists its product as uncharacterized. Lineage: Eukaryota; Fungi; Ascomycota; Orbiliomycetes; Orbiliales; Orbiliaceae. The transcript is spliced from 2 exons. The coding region runs from base 1 to 633 and encodes 210 amino acids. The record is from RefSeq and is a predicted model, not a curated record.
AUGGCCAUAGCUCCCACAGAUUUGACAGCAUGGUCUGGAACGACUGCCACCCGCAAGAGCAAGUCUAAGCCAUUCUGGUGGACUGAGGCCAUCAGGGCCGAACAGCAACGAAACACCCCCACUAUCAAGAUAACCAAAGCGGUCCCAAUCAUAAUCCCACCCCUAACCCCAGACACCAUCUCAAACCGACCAACUUCCCCAGAACUCCCACCCGAUGGCAGCGUAGUAUCAGAAUCAGUCACAUUAGCAGUAGGUUCGGGUAAAUCCACAUCCAGAAGAGUAUUGGAAGUCGGUCUCUCUCGCAUCGAUCCCGGAGGAGGAGUAUUAGACCCUCCACUCGGAUCUAUCCCCCUUGAACUUGGUGGAUUAGGUCCCAGUGUUCUAGUUGUGGGUUCAGCCUCUAGUUACGAAGUAGUAGGCUCGGAUUCCACUGAAGUUGUAGUAGUAAAGGGAGAGGGUACCGGCCCCCUAAUCUCCGUCAUAGGCUGGGGUGGAGUAUGGGAACUAAGUUCCCCAGCAAGGAGACCCAGCUCCCUCUCAGCUUCCGCAGAAGUUGUCGCAGAAGCCGAAACAGCACGAACGGUAGUCCUUCUCUCACUUGUAACUUCCAGUGUUCUUCUAACUUCGACGUAG